UAGAGAUAAUACGGGAGCAGCAAACGGAGACAACGUCAUCCAGGAAUUCCGGCGCCCGAAUGUCUUGGAAUCCCACAAGAUGUGGAUUGUCGAUCCUAUCGUGGAAACAAUGAUAAAAAUACAUUGCUAGGCAGGAACCAGCAUUGAUGAAUCAGAAAAGCUAUGAUAUAAGUGGUCGUCUCGGCCUUUCCCCUAACUUCUGGGCUCACCUUUCCCCCCACCUCUAAGAAAAUGAAAAUGAAAAUGAACUCCCCACUACCAAUUAAAAUAGCACAAUCAAAGCAGAAUUUGUGCCAUUAAGGUGAAAGAGAACAAGUGAUAAUCCCCGAGAACUACUAGUUGUGAGAGUGGCACGAAAAAAAUAAAAAACGAGAAGGUAUGAAAGGCUUUUGUCAUGGUAUCUUUAGUAUAUCACUGCAUCCUCCCCAGCUUCCUCAACACUCACAUCCCCAAGAUCAACAUCGGAAGCAUUUCUCUGAUGUUGUUCUUCAGCAGGAGCAUUGUCAAGGUUAGUGGCAGGAUCCUCGGGCGCUUCAUAUACCAUGUCUUCAUCUUCGUGAGUCCUGUCUUCAGCGAGCUCUAGAGCGUCAUAACGAUCAGUUGCUACGUCCGGUUCUUGGAUGUUAGCCGUUCCUGAAUUCUGGUCAUCUUCUCCAAGGGUCUCGCGCUUUUGCUGAAAUUCACGCUGCUCUCUAUCGAUGAUGUCCUGGGCCGCGAGUACCUGCAGUUUGAUGCGUUCUUCCUCUUCGGGGGUGAGCUUCCAUGGGAGGUAAAACUAGGACUGUUAGACCAGAACGAAACGCGCGUAUCCAACUUUUCCCUUUUUUUUUUUUGAGGAUCCAUACCAACUUCGGAGACGACUUUGUGCUCAAGGUGUGUGCCUGGUUGAGUAAAUUAUCAUGGCGAAUCUGCAUCUAUAAUUCCUGGCCAUCAGUCCCCACCCGUCCCAGCGAACCUCACCAGCCCCGAAAUGUCAGAACGGAGAUUUCCUACAGCGCGUUCAUCGAAUUGCCUCUGCUCCACCAUCUUGCGGUGGUUAAUGCCCUCAUCCUCUCGCUUAAGCUUCUCAUCAAUCUCCUCUGUCUGGGCCUUGAGUUUCUCCUGAAGUUUUGCUUCUACUUCUCUACGUUUGACUGCAUUGUUCCUAGCCCUAGCCGAAGAGUUGUCUGCUUGAAAUUUCCCGAUCGUACCUAAUAGUGCUCCGAACAAGCGUCUCCCACGACGUUUUUCUUCAUCUUUGCUUGUAUCCUUAACGGUUGGCUUCUCCGGCGCUAAGUUUGCCUCUAUCCGAGCACGUUUGGCAGCCUCGGGGGAAGAUGAUUGGCGACGUUUGUGACGGGGGGACUCGUCGGAGGGAACCACGACGGCCGAUGCAAUAGUCCUGCAAAUGAUCUGAUUAGCAAGAGGUCUUGCAAACAUGUUUGUCGAGGGGAGGCUGCUCACUUGUAUUCCUCAUCCAUCGCUGUGUUGAUUGUGGAGAUGCUGUCGGAAAGAAGCAAGCCCAAGUCAACCCAAACCAAAAAUCCCGAGUCUGGAGGCUGCCAAGACUAUGAAUUCUCGGUUAAACCUGCCAACCCACUGUAUUACUAACACUGGACUACUUUACCUGCAGGUAGAAGAAAGGCCAAGCAUCAACACCAUCCAAAACUUCAACAUCAACAAUCUACAGCCUAAACUAUGUCUCGCCACCACCCGUAUGCACCCCCUUUCACCCCCAGAUAAUUGCUCAAGGUUGUUUAAUUCUUAAUAGUGAUUUAGUAAUGUGCCGCAAGCAAGCCGGAAUCGCAAUCGGCAGACUCUGCGACAAAUGCGACGGCAAAUGUCCUGUAUGUGAUUCAUACGUUCGUCCCACAACGCUGGUGCGCAUCUGCGAUGAGUGCUCUUUCGGAAACUACCAGAACAAGUGCGUUGUCUGCGGUGGGGAAGGGAUCUCGGAUGCAUUCUAUUGCUUCGAAUGCACGCGGCUAGAAAAAGAUCGAGACGGUUGUCCAAAGAUUAUCAAUCUAGGCAGCUCGAGAACAGAUCUGUUUUGUGAGUUCUUCAAUACCUACCAUGGGGUGGAGACCAAGGACUAAUAUAUCUAUAGAUCAAAAAAAGAAUUUUCGGAAUCAUUAGCGACGGCGUGGUCUUUUUCAUCACGUCUUAACUCCAGGACCAGCCUGAGGGAUUAGCGUGAUCUCCAGAAUCCCCAUUUAAGUGCUUUCAGGUGUCAUAUUAUUGUCAUGUAUCAUUACCGGUAUCAUUUGGCGUACAGACUCGGGUUUACCAUAAACGAGCAUAGGCGAAAGGGGGCGAUCGGGAACAUAAUGAGAAAUGAGAAAAAUCCCAAUCACAAGUACCUUUUUGCCGAACGAGGGGAGGCAAAAGAGAGCCGCAUGGAACUUUAUGAUCUUCCCGCGCAGUAGCUAAGCACUCUAAUUCAACUGAAAACCCCGGAACUCCCAUCCCCUAUUUUUUUCCCAUUUCCAAUACUAUCACAAUCCUCCCUGCAUCGAAAAUGAAGAGAGCAGCAAAACCAGAAGGUUUAUUACCGACCAAACAAAAGGUAUCCAAGUGCUCAUUCGAAAAUACCCGGCUCGGUAAACCGCGCCGAGUCUAAACCCCAUGUGUUGAUCAGUAUCCCACAGAAUCAAAACCAACACUGUCUUGAACAGACUCACAUAGACCCAACAAUGCUCCCAGCAAUCGUAGCUUCAAUCCCUCCAACAACAGCAUAGAAUAAUGGCACCCCGAUUGAGAGCUUACUCGGCCUCAUCGCGAAAGCCCAAACCCCUGCCGAAAGGUGGAAAGCCGCAUACACUAUCAACGUCCAAUAAAGCGUGAAUUUCCAUAUGUCGCGGGGCAUGUAAAGGUACGCUGCCUCUCCCGGGUCCGGAUUUAUCGGCCAGUAGAGAGAUGGGAAAGAGGGGGGGAUAUGUCCCGGGGGGGUUAUCGAGUCGGUGGUUGGGUUAUAUCUGUGAACAAGCAGACAAGUUAGCACCAGAUUUAUUCAAACGAAAAGGGAGGGGAGUUUACAUCGGAGGGCUCAUUGUCGCCCUUGUUUUAUCGUUAAAGGUUUUAUACGAUGCUAUAUCAUGCCGCCGUUAGCCGUUUGUUGGGCAGAUAGAGUAUUCCACAGCGAAAUCAAAGCAUUGUGCGGGAAGUGACACCUCGAAAUGAGAGUUCGAUGCCGAACUGACAGUGAACCUGUGAGUUGCCUCGGCCAAAAAAUGUCUUGGCUGGACGUCGGCACCAAAGAGGAUCGCGAACGCCCACCAAGCUCCUCCAAAAUUUCCCGCCAAGGAGUCUACUCCCGACCCUCAAACUCAGCAAUGGUAGUCGACCGCCGUUUAGACAACAUACUCCGAAUUCUACUCCAGCCAGGAGCGGCGGAUCCGAACAAUGCAGACGCAUCCAGGUACGAUCCUUCACCGCGUUCACCCUUCUUCAUGGGCAAUAACUAAACCCUUACUCCAGUGUUUACGCCUCGGCCGCAACGGUUCUCGCGACGCUAACAAACCCACUAAAUGUCUCCUUACUAUCAACCCAAAUCUUGGUCUCCCCUGCGAUAUGGGAGGAGAAUUUCGACGGGCUCAAAGCCGGACUGCGUGUUUUUGGAGUCUUCCAAAGCGCCACGGUUGGAAAGUUCGAGUCACAAGGGUCUAUUCUGAGCGUUGAGGAAUGGAUCAGUGCUCUCGUUAGAGGGGCUAAUAAUAACGGUAUACCAGGCCCCUGUGAAUGGUCGCAGGGCAAGAGGGUCGGGCUAAUGGGGUCGUAUUAGUGCCUCGGUGGAAACAUUUGUUGCUUCUCGGGGGUGUACUUUCGGCGGAUCAGGAACGGUCGCAGCUGCCCAGGGUUACCCGCACAAGUCUCGAGCAAGCGUUUUGCAGAGCGGUGAACCUAUCGGUGGAGAGCAACGCUCGUCAUGGUAGCCGCUUUGUCCCAUCUAGAAAAUGCGUAGCUAACCCGCGGACAUUCAGAGCUUGAGGCAGACGUUCUUAGUCUUGUUCUGUCGCAUGCUAUUCAAUGUCUUUCAAGGAGAGCAAAAGAGGCUAUCCAUUACGAUGUAUGCUCCCGCUCCAUAGCCCUCAAUACCAUUCUAAUAGGACAGGCUCUGUUACCCGUGAUUGUAAAAUCUAUGUAUAAUUCUCGCGAAGGGUUUCAAUCAGGUUAUUUCCUUUCAACAAUCGAUCACGAUAUAAUGACCGUCGAGGGAAAGCUUGUCUGGCCCGUGAGUUGUACCCUAACGUUGAUCGUGCUACUAGCACUAAUCUAUUGUUAGAGUAAAUCGAACUCCUUCCUGGAGCUUCAACAGAGGACUGGAAGGCCUAUGUUUGUGGCCAUGAGCGGGCUCGCCCGACUAGCUGCGGCCUCUAUCAGGCAUUCGCGGGACCCAAUGGCCCUACAUCAGUUUGUUGAUAGGUAUGUAUGAACCUACCUGCUAGGUUGACCCAUCACUAACUAUUACCAGCCUCUGGGGCUUCUCUCAAGUCCUGAGCGCGCAAUGGAAAAUGAACGGAUUGAGCGAGGUACCAAUGUCGGAAGAGAAAACCCGGGUGGAUGAGGAAUCAUUGAAAGCAACUCUUCCCGUUGUCUGGCAGAUAUUAAAGGCCAUCCUCUUCGGAUCGACAAUGAUUCUCCAGGAGCUUACAGCACGAAUUGCCGAAUCCUCACUACUCUCCGGACCAGAUCGUAAGUUCAUGCAUACCCGACCUCCGGGUGAUACCUACUAACUUCCUAGAUGGCCCAACCUUCUCCUCCAAAGUCCUCCUAAUCCUCCGAAACUUCUACUUUAUAACCUCCCGCCUAGCCCCUAACGCCUUCUCUAGCUACAACUUUGUCUACCUCGCAGCAAUCGAUAUCCUAACAACCUACCCAACACUCUCCGAAAAAUUAAUCACAGACAUCGCUCCAGCACAGGCCGGUACCAUCCCUCCCACGCUUCCCGAACGCCUCUUCGACCUCUACUUCCUAAACACAGUAGAACACUUCACCUACUCCCUCCCACAGAAGGUAAAUGAGGAAACAAUCCUCCCAUGCACGUCUGCAUACCUCCUCCCUUCUCCUGACGCUUCAUUGCAUGCACACUUUGAAUCGGCGCAUUCCGUCAUGUUAUCUAUUAUUAGCGCCCCAAAGUCUGCGGAUCUCGGAGCACGGAUAUUACCCUUCUACGUUGAUACCGUAUUCAAGGCUUUUCCAGCAUGUCUUUCAGCAAGGCAAUUCCGCCUCGCUUUUGGCACACUGAUACGAGAAUGCUCACCACCACAGGAAAUCUCAUCACUACAGCCCCAUCUAGCAGAAGUAAUCGUGGAAAUCCUAGCUGAGCGCGCAAAGGUCGCCUCGACAGAGCCGUUAGGCAACAAAGUCGAUGAGGGCGCGGUGGGGCUCAGUGAAAAGGAUGUGUGCGUUUUAGCAUUGAUAGACGGGUUGCCGGCCAUGGAGGUCGGGACUAUGGAACGGUGGCUAGACCCCACGGCGGGUCUGCUGAAUAGCGUAGGGAACGAGGGGAGCAAAGGGAGGAUACGGGAGCGAUUUUGGGAUGUGCUGAGCGGAGAGUUGGAUGUUGAGAGGGCUGAAGUUGCGGCUAGGUGGUGGACAAGCGCCGGCGGCAGGGAUAAGGUUUUGUUAAGGCUGGGGAAGGGGGAAGGUGCUAAGGGUAUUAGAUCCAUGUUGUAGGUGCACGGCUGCCGCUUUUUCCCCCACAGCACGGUGGCCACCUUCGGUUUGGUUUGGUUUAGGUUGAUUCGGGUGAGGCCUUGGUAGUUUAGAACACGGACUUUGUGUCGAUGUCCGUGUCAUACCUUAAUUUAUGUGAUUCCUAAUUUACUACAAUACUAGAUUAUCAUUAUCAUGA
Tuber aestivum (summer truffle) is the source of this 5833-nucleotide messenger RNA. NCBI's taxonomy places the organism in Eukaryota, Fungi, Ascomycota, Pezizomycetes, Pezizales, Tuberaceae. The record is from the annotation of a GenBank genome assembly.